ACGCAAAUAUGUCUAGCUCAAUACUCUCAUCUGAAAUCUUCGCUUCGUUGUAUAACUUUUUGAAAACCUCUUCCUCAGAUAAAAUAACCAUUUCCAAUAUUAUUACGCAAAAAUGGAAGUUUUUCAAAAUUCAAACGGAAGAGGAAGAUUUAGAUUGCCUCACGAAAAUCCUAGAAAAGGCGGAAAAUGAAAUUGUUGAUAAAGAUCGAAAGUUUGAAGAAGAAGUAAAUUGGAAAGAUUUAGCUUUAAAAAAUAUCCAUCUUUUAAUGGAUAAAAUCAAGAAAAAAGAUACACCAACACACGGUUACAUUUUCACAAAAUUAAGCAAUAUAGAAGUUGAUAAAUUAUCAAAAGAUGAUCCGUUGUGUAUUGGGGUAAUUGAUCUUAGUUCAAAUAAAUAUAAUCUUUCAGAAAGUGAUUAUGAAUCUAUUGUGGGGACAAAGGCUAAUAUAAGAAACUUGAAUAAAGAUGCUGUAGUAGAGAAUGUAUGUAAUGAUUUUAUAUCAAAGAGAGAUGAAAUUCAAAAAUUGCGUAAAUUUGUAUUGCGAUCAAAAGAUGUAGUGACACAUGACCAAUGGGUGGAAUAUGAUCACAUUAAAGAACGUAUAGCAAAGGGGAUUACUGAUGUUCUUUUGCAGGAAAUCAAAUUGAAUGCCCUUAAUAGGGGUUCCGAAGGAUCAGAAAAUACAUUAGUAGAGAUUAUAGCUCUUUUAAUAGAUAUGGCCAUGUUUUAUUUGCCCGUGGAUUAUGAGGUAGAGGUUACGAGGUCUGAACGUCAGAGCAUAGCUAGUAAAAAUCGCAAAGUUCAGCAAAAAAAGGGAGCAAGAGGUAAUAAACCAGAUCUUAUGUUCCGUGCUUAUCUUCGUCAAAAAUGGGAAGAAAUUGUGUUUUUUGAAAGUGGAAAGUGGGAUUCUGAUGAAGAUAAGAUUCGCCAUGAUCAUAGUAAAUUGGUACAGUUCUGUUUAGAUGGUUCUAAGGAGCUUGUAAAAAAAUGCACAAAAGAGGUCUUUCAUCAAAACUAUAUAGGAUUUGGUGUCAAUAUUGCGGGUAAGUAUCUCGAGAUUCAUGGAUUGAUAAAAGAAAGUGGGAUAAAAUAUUAUCUACCGGUCGUUAAAGCAAAAAUACCCUUGGAUAACGAAUCAUUUGAGGAAGUGGAAGAAUUUGUUCACGCUCUAUUGAUUUUACGAAAUAUUGUGAAUAGUUUUCAAAAAAGAUCGAGGGAAGAGGGUAAUGUAGGCACUUCUUCCCAUAGUGAUACGUCCAUACCGAAAUCUCCAAUUAAUUCAGUAACUCCCCAAUCAUCCGUUUCACCACCUAUUGAGGGUGACUCUAAUGCGAAUAAUAGACCCAAUGUGACUCAACAUACCUGUUCAGAAUCUAAAACAUUGGAAGAAAAAGAGGAUGAUGAAUUCAUAGAUUUGGUAUAUAAGGAAAAAGAAUUACUCUUAGACUCUGCUGAUACUUCCCCUAAUAUUUCUCAUGAGCAAAAAAAUAUCCAAUCAAUUUCUAAUGAGUCGGGGGACCGCGAGCCCGAAGGAAU
Molecule: messenger RNA, 1540 nt
Organism: Racocetra persica
Lineage: Eukaryota; Fungi; Glomeromycota; Glomeromycetes; Diversisporales; Gigasporaceae
Source: the annotation of a GenBank genome assembly